AUGAGGAAUUAUCUCGCUCGGUUGGGGGCUUUCCAGCUGCUCUUGGGGGCCUGCCACGCUGUGGUACACACAUUCGACUGGAAUGUCACCUGGGUCACAGCGAAUCCCGACGGUCUUGCUGAUCGCAAAGUCAUUGGUAUCAAUAACCAUUGGCCGCUGCCGACAGUAGAGGUGAAUAAGGGCGACCAAAUCAUCGCGAACGUUUACAAUGGCCUCGGCGACAAGAGCACCUCUAUCCAUUGGCAUGGUAUUUACCAGAACAGCACCAAUGACAUGGAUGGCCCCUCGAUGGUGACACAAUGUCCAUUGGCUCCUGGAUCAAGCUUCACAUACAAUUUUACCGUCAACCAAAAUGGCACCUACUGGUAUCAUUGCCACACGGACUACUGUUAUCCCGGUGGUUACCGUGCGCCAUUCAUUGUUCACGACACCGAUUCCUACUUCUACAAUGAAUUUGACGACGAGAUGGUUAUCACUAUGAGCGACUGGUACCAUACACUUGCAGAGGAUAUCAAACCCGAGUUCAUGUCUCUAUACAAUCCUACUGGGGCCGAGCCUAUACCUGAUUCAUUUCUGUUCAACAACUCAAUCAGCCAAAGCUAUCCCGUGCAGGCAGGCAAAACAUACCUUAUUCGAUUGAUCAAUAUCUCCACGUUCGUGGGUCAAUACUUCUGGAUUGAGGAUCAUACUAUGCGUAUUGUGGAAAUCGAUGGCGUCUAUGUCGAUGAGACUGAAGCGGACAAGUUGUAUCUCUCUGUUGCACAACGAUACGCCAUUCUGGUCACUAUGAAGAAUUCGACCGAGAAGAACUAUGGCAUGGUCAUGGUCGCCGACUCGUCUCUACUCGACACUAUAUCCCCUGAUCUCUUGCUCAAUCAGACCAACUGGCUCGAGUAUAACUCUGAAGCAGCGCGCAACACCGUGGCAAUGCCUGUAGACGACUCUUCUGACAUCUAUCCGUUUGAUGAUACUGAGCUUGUUCCGCAUGAUCGAGUCGAGCUUUACAAAAGCCCCUCUAAAAGAGUGGAAGUUACUGUUGUUAUGGAGAACCUCGACAAUGGCAAGGGAUAUGCCCUGUUGAAUAACAUUAGUUAUACCGCACCCAAGGUUCCCACCUUGUAUACCGUCAAGUCCUCAGGAGCCCUGGCCACCGAUGAAACAAUCUAUGGUGAUUACACCCAUUCUAUCGUGCUCGAGAAGAAUGAGGUUGUCGAAGUCAUCCUCAGCAACCAGGACACGGGGACCCAUCCUUUCCAUUUGCACGGGCACAAUUUCCAGCUGGUUGAUCGUUAUCCACGUUAUGGAGCAAAUUUCUACGACUAUAGUGAUGGAACGGUGUUUGCCACCUUUGAUGCCGAUAAUCACACCGCAUUCCCUACGUAUCCCGCUCGCCGUGAUACCUUCGUGGCCCCUCCUGGUGGAUAUUUUGUGAUCCGCUUCAUCGCCAACAACCCCGGGGUCUGGCUCUUUCACUGCCACAUUGAUUGGCAUAUGAUGCAGGGUCUUGCAAUGACUUUUGUGGAGGAUCCACUCUCCAUUCAGGAUACAUUCAGCAUUUCUCAGGCCCAGAAGGAUGUCUGUGAUGCUGCUGGCAUCGCCUGGGAAGGUAAUGCCGCUGCGAAUACUGUGGAUUACCUGGACUUGAAGGGACAGAAUGCUCCUCCUGGGUUUAUUCCUGGCGGCUUUACCACCCGUGGCAUCGUUGCACUUGUCUUCUCUUGUGUCUGCGCAGUCCUUGGUAUGGUCUCGAUCUCGAUUUAUGGGGUCUCCGAUUUGAAAUUCACGAUGGCUGAGUCUGGACUUGGUGGUGGAGCUGCAGUCACGACGGAGAGAGGAGCUCCAGCUGCGGAGUACAGAGACUGA
Molecule: messenger RNA, 1863 nt
Organism: Penicillium brevicompactum
Lineage: Eukaryota; Fungi; Ascomycota; Eurotiomycetes; Eurotiales; Aspergillaceae
Product: Multicopper oxidase type 2
Exons: 1
Coding region: 1-1863 (620 amino acids)
Biological process (GO): cellular response to iron ion starvation; reductive iron assimilation
Cellular component (GO): high-affinity iron permease complex
Molecular function (GO): ferroxidase activity; copper ion binding
Source: RefSeq, a predicted model, not a curated record